AUGUCUCUCUCCUCGGACUUCAUCCGUACACCCAUUUUCGAUAAGAUUCUGUCCACGAUAACAGCCAGCAUAACAGACUUUAGCACUCGGCAAGCGCCUCUUUUAGCCUAUUCGACCAUCGAGCCCUCUAUGCAGAACGUUAAGAGCGCAUCUGCCGCUGCUGCUCCUGCUGCUCUUUCUCCGUACGUCAUAAACCUCAUAGACGACACCAUAUCUAGAUUCAAAAAGCAUCCUUUUAGACUUAGUUUUGAUAUCAAUCAUCAUCAACCUGAGAAGUUAGAGGCCCUUAACGCCAGUAUUGUGUUCCAGUAUCCAUAUAAACUGAGUCCAGUUGACCGAAAGAAGCUCUCUCCUACAGAUCCUAUUCUGGGAAGUUGGGCCAAAGGGGUCAUCUGCGCGCACGUUCAGGGUUGGAAGGGAAGACGGAUGGCCAGGUCCUUGAUAACUCCACGAGAUGUGCUUCCAUUGACAGAGAUGCACCUGUAUCGUUGCCAGCAGGCGGUUCUUCGCGCCCGCAAGGAGCAGAAUGUUAUCCCAGUCAACGUGCAGACGGGGCAACCUGCGGUUUCCGACAAGAAGAAGGUUCUGUCGUCAAUACUCACUACUCCUGGAUCCACUCCCGUGGCCAGUACACCCUCUGGAUCAGGGCUCAAUCUCCAACUUAUCCGAGACAAUCGCGCAAUUCUCAAAUCUGUUCUGAAAGAAUUCAAUGUCCAGUUUGAGAAGCGGUUUAAUAGAGAGCCCAGUAGGACAGAGAAGGAGGCCCUCCGUCCCCUCUAUGUUGAAUACAAAACUCUUAAGGUGUUUCUUCCGGAUGACGACGACGAUGAUAAGCCGAGCAAGUCCACAGGACGUGAGAAGCGUAAUCCUACGACUGCAGGAUCUGGAAAGUUGGGUUCGGCUGAAUCCGAAGCCCUUAUUCUUUCUAAGGUUGCACAGGUUCGUGCAACUGUUGAAGAAGCGAAUAAGUUCUUGCAACGGCCAGUGCCUACGGAUCAGGCGCGUCUAAAGCAGUUCAAACGAGAGGUACAGAAGUGUCUCUUUGAACUGAAGGAGCAAUACGAGACCGUACACGCUGAUGUUAAUGCUUACAAAGUCAAAACAGGCAAAUACCCCGGGGAUCUGACAUCUAAAUGGGCACAGAAUUGUGUUGAUACGUAUCAUAUGCUUUAUAGCGCAUAUGAAAAGAUCAAGCGGAAGCUGGACGCGUAG
This is a messenger RNA of Giardia duodenalis, 1212 nucleotides long. RefSeq lists its product as uncharacterized. The transcript has a single exon. Lineage: Eukaryota; Fornicata; Diplomonadida; Hexamitidae. Bases 1 to 1212 code for a protein of 403 amino acids. The record is from RefSeq and is a predicted model, not a curated record.